Molecule: messenger RNA, 954 nt
Organism: Beta vulgaris subsp. vulgaris (sugar beet)
Lineage: Eukaryota; Viridiplantae; Streptophyta; Magnoliopsida; Caryophyllales; Amaranthaceae
Exons: 4
Coding region: 1-954 (317 amino acids)
Source: RefSeq, a predicted model, not a curated record
AUGGGUGGAAGAAUUAUUGCACCUACAACUCGAGGACGAGGUCCGUAUAAUUACAAAAUUGGAGGACAAAAUCAUCACUUGAUAGGUAGUUUGUUGCCUCCUAAUGGUGCACGGCCUAAGUUUUCUCAACUUUACAUAUACGAUACGGAGGAUGAAGUUAGGAAUAGAAAAACUGCUGCAAGUACCAAUAAAUCUGACAAGUUCGAGGAUCGCUUAGUCGCACAAUUACAAGAUAUGAUAGAUCAAAAUAACCCUUUAGCUAAAACUUUUAGAAUGGCUAGGGAUAGUGGUAUAUACAGUAGAAUUCCAAAAGCGUGGUUUGCGCAUGCGCAUAUUUUGUUGUUCAUGCAUCAACAAGACAAGUACCCUGUAGCUUCAGAUAUUGAUAAGAUUAUUUCUACCGAGUUGCCCGAUGAAGGUGAAGAUCCAGAACUAUAUCAAGCCAUCACCGAGUUCAUGAUGCACGGUCCAUGUGGCGCAGCAAACACAAAUGCACCGUGCGAAGAGAUAAUCGGAUCUACAGUUGAUAAGGGUGGAGUUCAUCUUGACAAUAGGUAUGUUGUUCCAUAUAAUGCUAAAUUGCUACGUAAAUAUCGAGCACAUAUCAAUGUUGAGUGGUGUAACCAGUCAAGAUCAAUUAAGUACCUGUUCAAAUAUAUAAACAAGGGGUAUGAUAGGGUUACUGCUACGACAUACCAAGAUAAACAGAAAGAAGGUGAAGGGAAAGAAAUCGACGAGAUAAAGAUGUACUAUGAUUGCCGAUACAUUUUGGCUUGCGAGGCAAUUUGGAGGAUUUUUGGAUUCAACAUCCAUUAUCGAACUCCUGCUGUGGAGAGGCUAAGUUUCCAUCUACCAGGAGAGCAAACUGUUUUGUUUAAUGACCAUGCUGAUGUAGAAUCCAUACUAGACAGCCCAUAUCGACAAUACGAAAUUCCUAUCUUGGAUGAAAUGUAA